AUGACGAUCUUGACUGGCUUUCCACCAGAUGUUGUCAACAUCAUACCAGGUGAUAGGCCUGAAUGUGGUUAUGCAAUUAGUGUUCAUGCACAUAUUGAUAAAGUAGCUUGUACUGGUUCACUUGAAACUAUAUGUAAUCAAGCACUAUUUGGUGGCUUUAAACAAUCAGGUGAGAAAAGAGAAUUAGGUCGAUAUGAUCUCGAAGCAUACUAUCAAAGUGAUCUUGAUAAAACAAUUGAAGCUGCUGAAAAAGGCUUCCAAUAUGAUUCACCAUGGCGUAAGUUAGAUCCUGCUGCACGUGCUCAGUUAAUUCGUAAACUUGCUGAUUUACUUCUACGUGUUGCGAAUUAUUUAGCAGUAAAAAUGUUCACUCUGUAUAGUAGUAUAUUGGUUGAAUUAACUCAUCUUGAAGGUACAAAACAUAAUAAUCUCAUAUCUUUACAAAUGCUUGAUGUUGCUGCAGUUCUUCUUGAGAAUACUCAUGUUUUUAUUCAUGGUUCAAAUUCUACAACUGUUGACGAAGUUUUAUAUGCUGCUGCAUGGAUUUGUGAACCACAAAAAAUUCUUGAAUCAAUGCUUAAUACAAAAAUAACUCUAUUUCCUGGACAUAUUCAAUCUGUUUACUAUCAAAAUAUUUUGAAAAUUAUUAUAUAUUUAAUUCAAUCAUCGAAUAAUGAUGAAACAUUAAUUCAACAACUUCUUUCAUUAACGAUUGAUAAAAUGUCUUUAUUUUUAUCAAGUGGUGAUGUCGAAGCACAAGAAUGA
This is a messenger RNA of Rotaria sordida, 765 nucleotides long. The record is from the annotation of a GenBank genome assembly. NCBI's taxonomy places the organism in Eukaryota, Metazoa, Rotifera, Eurotatoria, Philodinida, Philodinidae.